CAUCGGGGGCUGUGAGUAGCUGUGAUCAAUCGCUGUGGUCAAAUGGGACGCUCCCUUCUGCUUACCAGCGCGAGUUCUGAUUGGUUUCGGCGCUUUCUGCUAUUCUGCCAAGAAUUUUAGGUUAGGUGGAGUACGCCCAGCGAUUCAUUUCUGUCGUUUCGUCUCGUGAACGCUUUCCAGCUCAUCCGUUUCAACAUGACGUACUUGAACCAACCGGAUUACGUGCGCUACUUGUGCAACUGCGGCUCCUUAAAGCCUAUAUCGAAGAUAUAUUUCUGCCGACAUUGCUUGAUGAUACGAUGUGGCUACUGUGUCUGUCAAGAGGUUGAUUCCCAUUACUGUCCUAAUUGCAUGGAGAAUUUGCCCUCGUCGGAAGUGCGUCUUAAAAAGAACAAAUGUUCCAAUUGCUUCGACUGUCCUUGCUGUUUUCAAACGUUAUCUACAAGAGCGGGACUAGCACCUGUGAGAGCAGCAGCAGCACCAGCUGAAGGAGAAGAGAACAGGGAUGUGAAACCCACUAAAAAAGUAUAUUAUCUAUUUUGUUCGCUAUGCCGAUGGAGCUCGCGAGAUGCAGGGAUACCUGAUCAAUCUGUAGCAACUGGAGGCUGGCCCGAGCAGGAAAAUCCACAUGUAACACGUAUCAACGCUCUUAUUGAUUAUCACAAGAUACUGGCCUCUAUAGAGAAACAGCAGUGCGAACGGAAGAAAUUUCAUCCAAAACGCUCCUUCAUGCCAGCUCAGACAAUGUAUAGCUUUACAUCAGCGCUGGUUCGCAAGCGUAUCGGACGUCCCAUAAAACCACCAAUUCAGUCUCAAUCAUCUGCUCAUCCAGUACCGUCCGUUGCAAGUGAGGAAGUGGACGAAUUACCGAGCGAUAUAUUUACAGAAUCUGUGGAUAUAACUAAAAUUACCACAUUGGAACAAAGAUUACAACACCCGGAGGUACAAGCUGAGAAGAUAAACGAAUUGCGUCCUCAGCACAGACAGUUUUUAGUCAAGAGAUCGCAACGUUGCAGAGUGUGUGAGCAUAAUGUUAGCAAAUCGGAUCUUUGCCCUCAGUCGACGAAAUUCAAAAUUUUACUAGCUGCAUUUUAUCACAUUCCGGAAGUUAAGAUCGUUACUUGUGAACCACUUCGACUGGGGAAAUCAAGUGAACUGCUUCUAAAAUUCUGUAAUCCAACACAGCAUCAAACGCAAAUAACUAUAUUACCUUUAGAUACCUCGUUAUCUACUUCACUCCCCGAGGAAAAAGACGUUAAACAAGAGGAUACACAAGGAAGUGAAUCUCCAAAUUUAUUGCCGUCUACUAUACGACAGGCACCUGUAACGGAAGAUCCUAAGCUAAUAAAAGUUGCGCCGAAUGCAGAUUUGGUGAUGCCUCACAGUUCACUGAUUCUUCCACCACGAGAUGAUGCUGCUGAAUAUGAUGAUACAAGUGAUAAUCACAAUUUUCAGGAUGAUCCAAAGCUUGUAGUGUGGCGAAAAGGGAAUAAAGCAGUGAUACGUUUGCACGUAACUCCGCACGAUACUAAUAAAAAUACUGACGACCCAGUUAUAGUUGGAUUUGUCAUGCAACAUGGAUACGUAAAUACCAUUGCAGCGCUUGAGCAUAAAUCACCGCAAAAAGUAGAUGUAAAGGUCAAGUUAUAUCUCACCGUUGGUCAGCUAGUUGGCGAAACAUAAUCUUUUACGAUUUAAUUAAGUAUAAAAUAGAAUAUUCUAUACAUGAGUGCUUUAUAGAUUUUUUAAUAGUCGAUUGAACUAAACAAGAUACUUAAAUAUAUUUAUGCUUUAAGCUUGAUAUUCACUUUAAUAUAUUCAUUGAUACUAAACACAUUAAAUGUAGGAUCCAAAGACGCUCUUAAUCAAUGUAAUUUUCUAUAUAUUUUUUAAGUUUAAAAUUUGUUUUUCUAUAUACUUGUAAAUAAGGAAAAUAAACUCACAGA
Molecule: messenger RNA, 1946 nt
Organism: Temnothorax curvispinosus
Lineage: Eukaryota; Metazoa; Arthropoda; Insecta; Hymenoptera; Formicidae
Gene: DCTN4-p62
Product: dynactin subunit 4
Exons: 10
Coding region: 196-1683 (495 amino acids)
Cellular component (GO): dynactin complex
Source: RefSeq, a predicted model, not a curated record